Cantharellus anzutake is the source of this 880-nucleotide messenger RNA. RefSeq lists its product as uncharacterized. Lineage: Eukaryota; Fungi; Basidiomycota; Agaricomycetes; Cantharellales; Hydnaceae. The record is from RefSeq and is a predicted model, not a curated record. The transcript has 8 exons. Bases 98 to 880 code for a protein of 260 amino acids. Gene Ontology annotation, cellular component: endoplasmic reticulum membrane; endoplasmic reticulum.
CUUCCCCAAUAAUUUGUCCACUCAACAAGGCCAAGUUUACUCUCGCUGGCACUUGCACUACACCUUCCACCUCUUUGAUAAUCUGCACAUCAUCACGAUGAGGUUUUCUAUCCCUGCCCUCCUCUCCCUCGCUGUCGCCUUGAUUGGAGUGGCCAGUGCCACUUCCACAAAGACCCAGAUUGAAGCCUCAGCUUCGUUUCCUGAGAGCAACCAGUUCGGCCGCGUCGUGAACGGGGAGAAAAAUGUGAUCAAUGUUCUGCUUGAAAAUAAGGGCGAGAGUGAGGUGGAAUUGACUGCUAUCUCCGGGUCGUUCGAAAAUCCGGACACUGGGAAACUAUUGCGCAACACGACAACACUCCCAUUUAAAGGUCAACUCUCAUCUGGAGUUAAACAAACUGUUCCCUACCCAUUUUACAGCGAAUUUAAGCCUCAAGACGUGCGCCUUCAGAUCUUUGCUCACUACAAAAUUGGGGGAGAGACUCAUCACGUCCAAGCAUAUAAUUCCAUCAUCUCUAUCGUCGAGCCACCAGCCUCAAUAUUUGAUGUCACAUUGAUUGUUACGUACCUUCUCAUUAUUGCCAUUCUCGGCGGUGGCGCCUACUUGUUAGUUGCGAAGUAUUUCCCUCGACAACUCCACGCUGCUCUCUCUAAGAAGCCGAAGGCUUUCAAGGCAGCACCAUCUGCUGCACGUGCCAAAACAGCCAGUACGAAGGGCUAUGAACCCGAAUGGAUCCCACAACACAUUUUGAAGGCUGAUAAGCUUGCCAAGGCCGCGAAGUUAAGGGCGAAGAAGAACAAUCCCAUCAGCAGCGGUGAUGAGAGCGGGGUUGCAAGCGGGGUUGCGAGCGGCAAUGAGAAGCGCAAGAAGAAAAGCACAUAG